Molecule: messenger RNA, 2120 nt
Organism: Mycetomoellerius zeteki
Lineage: Eukaryota; Metazoa; Arthropoda; Insecta; Hymenoptera; Formicidae
Gene: FipoQ
Product: F-box/LRR-repeat protein FipoQ
Exons: 7
Coding region: 381-1925 (514 amino acids)
Biological process (GO): positive regulation of protein ubiquitination
Molecular function (GO): protein binding
Source: RefSeq, a predicted model, not a curated record
GCUGAAGACUUGUAGUGUAAGCUUCCCCGAAUUCUGUCUGUUGUGUCGCGAUUCCAACGAAUCGCGUAUAACUCCGAACAUAAUAUCUCCCGUUUAUUAAAUUUUCGUCCACGUUUAAAAACAUCAAAGUGCACGAAUUAAAAAUCCUAAUAUAACAUUUGUUAUGCGAAAAUUAUGAUGAAAUAAGCCGUAAUCGAAUGGUGACGUUUAACAGCAAAAAAAAUUAAGGUGACCUUGCAAAAUAAAAUAGUAAUAAAAUCGAAAAAUAAAGAUUUAAGUAUCUAAUUUAUCGGAGAGAGAAAAUAGACUCUAUACGUGAAGAAAAUUAUCACGAAAGUCAAACAUCUUCAUUUUGAUCUAACGUCAAAAGAAGUAGCACCAUGGAUCUCGGUGGUGUGGACGUUUGGGGUCAGAUUGCUUUGGAAACGUCUCAGAUGUACGUUUCUGAAGGCGGCGCCGCUAAAAGUCGUACUACGAUAGAAAAAUUACCGGACAAAGUUCUUCUGAAUGUCUUUUGCUACCUUUCGCACCGCGAGAUAUGCAGAGUUGCUCGAGUUUGCAAACGCUGGCGACAAAUCGCUUAUGAUACACGUCUCUGGAAGCAUGUGUCACUAAGACCAGAAGUAAGUGGGCUCCAUGUGAGCUCCCUAGAAAAUUUGUUACAUUUAGUCAGCGUACGCUUUGGACCUACGUUGAGGUAUAUCGAAUUACCGAUCGAAUUGAUCACUCAUACGGUUCUUCAUGAAUUAGCUAAUAAGUGUCCAAAUCUAACACAUAUGUUGCUGGACUUUUCGACUGCGAUGCAACUGCAUGACUUCUCGGAAAUGCAAGCGUUUCCUACGAAAUUGAAAUACAUGUGUAUAUGCCUUUCCGAAGUUAUAUUCAUGGAAGGCUUCAUGCGAAAGAUUUAUAAUUUCAUUAAUGGCCUGGAAAUACUUCAUUUAAUUGGGACAUAUGAAAAAGUCGAAGAAGAAGAAGAAGAGAUUUACGAGGUGAUCAAUGUACAUAAACUAAAGUCGGCGACGCCAAAUUUAAGAGUAAUCAAUUUAUACGGAAUUAACUUCGUGGAUGAUUCGCAUAUCGACGCUUUUUCGUCUAAUUGUAUUCAAUUAGAAUGCUUAGCGGUAAAUUAUUGUUCCAAAGUGACUGGUUCAACCAUGAAAACUCUUUUCCAAAGGAGUAGAAGACUAACGUGUCUUCUUAUGCAAGGAACAAAUCUGCAGAGCGAAUAUGUGAUGCAAGUCGAAUGGGAAAAGUCGAGCAUUCAGGAGCUCGACAUUACUGCUACAGAUCUAUCGACGGAAUGCCUGAUUGACAUGUUGAGCAGAAUCCCCGGACUGCGUUUUCUGAGCGCCGGUCAAUUAAACAAUUUUAACGAUAACGUGCUGAAGGCCUGGACCGAGCUUGGAAUUACGCGGAACUUGAUAGCACUGGACUUAGAUAGAUCCGAUAAUUUGAGCGACGACGCCUUGCACAAGUUUCUGUCGAGGCACGGCCAUCAGCUGUACGGCCUCGCGCUGUCAGGCAUGCCACACAUUACUGAUCAACUUUGGCAAAGUGUAUUACCAAUUCUCACUAAUGCAAAAAUACUUGUGAUGGGCACUCAAGAGAGACUGGGCGUCAACAUUCACGUGGAUCAAUUAAUGGACGGAAUCGCUAAUAAUUGUCCUAAUUUGGAGCGUUUGGAGUUGCGAUGGGAUCCGGAAAACUUACGGUUUUCGGACAAAAGUCAAAAAGCCAUUGAUGUACUACGUGUGAAGUGUAUCAAGAUGAAAUGUUUAAGCCUCAGUGACGGAAGAUACUAUGAAAUCGUCAAAGCAAAUUUCGAGCGAGCCGAUCGACUUACAGUUGUGAGAACCAUUACGUGUUGCAGAGUAUCGAAUUACUAUCUUUUGCAAAAUUAUAAGGAUCUAAUUUUUAAUUAAGGCACGUUGACAAUAGGUUUUCAGGUUGUUUUGUGAAGGUUAUCGCGACUCUGUGACACGGAAAAGUGCUUAAAAAUAAAGCGACAAAAUAAUAUAUUUAUACAAAAUACGAUAUUUUCAUUACGCCAGUAUUAGUGUAUAGAUUAGUUAAUAAGAAAACAAGAUUGUAUCAUACAACAAAUUGUAAUUUAAUAU